Saccoglossus kowalevskii is the source of this 1377-nucleotide messenger RNA. RefSeq lists its product as uncharacterized. The record is from RefSeq and is a predicted model, not a curated record. Lineage: Eukaryota; Metazoa; Hemichordata; Enteropneusta; Harrimaniidae. Gene Ontology annotation, molecular function: protein binding.
AUGGGUUGUAACAAAGACAGAACCAACGACGCGGUUGCUGAGCUGCAUCGAUUCCUUGUCGUUGGUGAUGAGCACGAUACUCACAUCUUUACGUUUCUUCUGCAAAACCCGUUUGACCACAACUUCGAGAAAGUGCAGUCGAGAGAGUUCAUGUACGCCCACAACAGGUGGCGCACUUCAAUUGUAAAGUCGGAAAACCAUCUUAACUUUUUCUUGGAGCUGAGAGAGGCCACGGAGGGACUGACCUGUUCGUUGGACUUCUCGUUUGGUGUGUUGAACAGAGACGAUGUAACAAGAAACGAAUCCUAUUCCGAGGCUGUUUCUCUUUUCACGAAGGAAACCAGCGAACAUGGUCGACGUUCAUUUAUCACUAAAGACGAGUUGUUACAUGAUGGGUACCUUGAUGAGAAUAAACAGUUCCUGGUCGAGUUUCAGAUGCGGAAUGCAAAGACAAGUUUCAGUACUGUUGUGAACGUCGCCCCCAGAAUGCAUGAGACUUUCCCUCGUUUCCAAAGUACGUAUUUUCCGUACGGUGGGUUCGAUUGGAACGUCUCCGUGUAUCCCAAUGGUGAUUGGGCGGAGCACGAGGGGAGAGUAAUGAUAAAUCUAAACAGGCUCACUCAGUUCAACCAGCUGUGUAGACUUGGCUACAGGGUGACGCUUGGGGACGACGUAGAGACUAAAUGCUAUAGAAGCGAUGUAUUGGGGCACAUUUUCGAUUUCAGCGGCAAUGGGCAGGGUUUUAUGUUGUACGACGACUUGGAACGGUACACGAACAACGGGGAACUGAAAAUCGUGGUUGAACUCGUAUAUAUCAGCGUUAUACACGAGAUUAAAAUGUACGUAUUCGAAGAGCAGUCGCGGAAAAAUCAAGUCUUUUUCUCCGACAGAGACAGGCAAGCUUGGUGUCUCGAAACAAACGUGUCCCACAAAAACCUGCUACUAAACCUUGCUUACGUCGACCAGUACAGACUACCGACAAAUUACGCCAGAUAUGUGCGUUGGGACAUCGUCGUCGUCGGUGCUGCAGGUCAGUGUAAACGUACUCUAGAUGGACCGUAUUCCGCAUACUUUGUGAAGCAAGCAGACGAAAACGAAUACGAAAUGGCGACUGAGUUACCAAUAAAGGAGUUAUCAGACCCCGCUCAGAAUUAUUUUCCAGACGAUGAGGGUCCAUUGCGGUUGAAAGUCCACGUUGAGUUCAAAAUAUCGCAUCUUCUCUAUAAAGCACAUUACGACAAGCAAGAUGACGUCAGCAAAAGACAGAUACAUCAGUUGAAAUCACAACUUGUUAUGUCGCGAAACAAGCCAUCGUCAGUAUCGCCAACACGCUAAGGACAAAUUCACAUUUGGGGGGUAGGGAAACGGAUACCGGGC